UGUGUCUGCAGCUGCUGAGUAAGUAAAUGGGUAAUGUGUGUGUGUGUGUGUGUGUGUGUGUGUGUGAGAGUGUGUGUGUGUGUGAGAGAGUGUGUGUGUGUGUGUGAGAGUGUGUGUGAGUGUGAGCGUGUGUGUUUGCAUAUGAGUGCUACUGAGGGAAAAGGCUCGCGAGAAUUAGGAGAACAGCAGCGGGUGAAGUGGUCGGUUUUAAAGCAUGCAGAUGGGUUCCGUGUGCGAACUGCGCCUUACGCGGAAACGCUGGACCAUCUGCACCAUCGGCCUCCUCCUGAUCUUCUACAAGACGAAAGAAAGAGCAAGAACUAACGAGCAUCAGGAAGCCCAACUCACAAGUGAGAAUGAGCUGAGUACUUCAAGACUACUGGCCAACAGCAGCGACUUUCGGAAGAACCUUCCGGCAUAUUUGCAGGGCACACAAGAAGGGUGGAAGGUCAAUGCUACUCUAGUUAGCCUAAUAAGGAAGGACAUCCUCCACUUCUUGGAUGCAGAGAGGGAUGUGUCCGUGAUAAAGAGCAGCUUUAAACCUGGUGACACCAUCCACUACGUUCUGGACCGACGCAGGACGCUGAACGUCUCGCACACCCUCCACAGCCUGCUUCCUGAGGUCUCGCCUCUCAAAAACAAAAGGUUCAAGACAUGUGCUGUGGUGGGCAACUCGGGCGUGCUCCUCAAGAGCGGAUGUGGGAAGGAGAUAGACAGCCAUGAUUUUGUUAUACGAUGUAACCUCGCUCCCCUGGCCGAAUACGCUGAGGAUGUGGGCUUAAGGUCAGACUUCACCACCAUGAAUCCGUCUGUGAUUCAGCGUGUGUACGGCGGCCUGUUGAACGAUACGGUGCGUGAGCACUUCGUGCAGCGUUUGAGGCUCUUGAAUGACAGCGUUCUGUGGAUUCCAGCCUUCAUGGUGAAGGGAGGAGAGAAGCACGUGGAAGGCGUCAACGAGCUCAUCCUCAAGAGAAAGCUUCCGGUGCGCAUGGCCUACCCCUCCCUCCGCCUGGUCCAUGCUGUCAGAGGGUACUGGCUGACAAACAAGGUAAAUAUCAAGCGUCCCAGCACUGGAUUGCUGAUGUACACCAUGGCCACGCGUUUCUGCGAUGAGAUCCACUUGUAUGGAUUUUGGCCAUUCCCAAAGGACGCCAGUGGAAAUCUAGUGAAGUAUCAUUACUACGAUAUGCUCAAGUACCGAUACUUCUCCAACGCUAGUCCUCACCGGAUGCCACUUGAGUUCAAGACAUUAAAAAUGUUACACAGCAAAGGAGCACUAAAGCUGACCACAUCUAAAUGUAGACCAGCCUGACUGCUCUGACCGGUGAAUGUCAUAACUGAUGGUAAAGACAGAUGAUGCAGCUGAGUGACAGAAAACCUCACCCGAAUCCAUUGAAGCUGAACUGGACGUGCCUUCAGCUGGAUAUUUCAAAGGCACUAUCUGCAGAAUCAAAAAUGCUUCAGAGUGCUCUAUCAUAUUUCAGUCAAUUCAAUUCCCCAAGUCACUGACGAACUGUAAAAGAGCUCUUCAGCUACAGAUACCUUGCAAUAGUAUGACCGGUGAGUUUAAGUCUCAUCGGUUGUUUUACGCGUGAAUACUGUAUGGUUGUCCUCAGUGAUUUUCAUCUAAAAUUAGUAGCAUCGUUCCUACAGGAAAGUUACUGUAAUGUCUUUUCGGUCCCAAAGAUCUUCAUGUUCAUUGAGAGGUUUUUUUUUUCAGUCCUGUAAUUUUUAGGAGCUAGAGGCCUUUGUGCAUAAUAGUGAAAAUUAUUUUUAUAUGAAAGUAGGUCAUACAGUGCUUACAUGUUCAGUUUGCUGUGUUCAAGAUGUCACUAAUUUUCUAAGCCAUUUCAAGCCUCCAUGAUGUAACACAUUGUAAGUCAGAAUAGUAAAAACCACUCGUGUAAAUGAUGCAUAGUUUGUCACAUGGAAGGAUAGGCUGGUGUUAGUGUUGUUGGAAUGGACCAUAUAUUUAUUGAGCCUGAUUAUUAGUUAUUUUCUUCUGUUGGUUUAAGGCCUGGAUUUACUGAACUAUUCAUCAUAUAUACUACAGUUUAGCUGUGUUUCUCAUGGAACUGUGUGUUAGUCAUGUGUUUGCUCAAAUGUGUUACCUUAGCCUUGACUUUUUCAAAAUAUAAUUGUCCUUGCGUGAGCUUUCAUCAUUAUUGCAUCAACGCUCAUGUGACCUACUGAUGAUCAAGCUUAACUUCCGCAUCCACAAACCUUACAACAAGUACUUAUAAUAAUGUGAUCAAUUAAAUAAUCAAAUCUGGAUUUCAAAUGAGGUGUAGGUAGUGUACUAUGUAGUGUACAUGCAAUUGUAAUGUGAUGGAAGUGAAGACACUCCCCUCUCUGUGAUUUAUACCGAGAUCGUGAUUAGUGAAGAUGCCGUCUGUAGCAGAAAUCUUUUCUUGCACAAAGAAGAAAAAUUUGAACGUUUGAUCCAUCCUUUUUCUUUUUUUUUUUUUCCUUUUUUUGCUAUAAAUACAAGGAUGUGCAAAGAGUAAAAUAGUAGUACAUAUUUCCUUAGAUUUUCACCAAAGUUAAUGGCUGAUUAUUACCGUGAUAACUGUGAUACUUUAAGCCUAAAUGAUCAUUGACGUGAAAAUUCUAAACACCCCAAACUUCAAAACAUUCCAUAUUUCAGCUCCUUUUGUAGACUGAAUAUGUAACGUUGCCUUUAUCGUUUGCACAUUAGCGCAUUGUAGAGAACAUUGCUGUUGCACAACAUGUGUACGCUCGGUGGUUCCAGGCCUUCGGUGCUCCUCCAGUCUCUCUCGCUGAUAUUUGAUUUGAGUUUUUGCUAGCUGUAGCACUGUACAUAUGUAAGAAUGUAAAGACAUUUCCAUCGGUUUUCAACAGAAACGUACUACUUCAUGCUGACUGCAUAUUGUAAUGUAUUACAUGCACUGUAUCGCUGAGGUUGGUCUCAGUUAUGGACUAAUUUCCUAGAAUAUUGUUAAUGUCACAUUUGUCUUUUUGUACAAAUUGUGUUUGCUUGCCAGUCAUUUUGGUUUGCAGUGUUUUGCCAUCGGGUUGUUUUGUGACGGUUGCUGAAAACAGAGAUCUUUAAAAAAAUGCCUUUAAUCGUUCCAGUCCUCCUGGUUUUCUGUCUCGGAAUAUGUAGCUGUAGCAAGCAGUGUUAGUCAACAGCUAAACACUCAGCAGUCGCAAUAAUGCUAAAGAGAUCUGUAGAAAAAACAGUAACUGGGAACAUUAAAUGGUAUUUUACAGUCUGUCCUGAGAAAUGACUGAUUCAAUUGAUUAACUAGACUAAAGAGAUUAGCACCCACGAGGUGCUCUUUACGUGUUUACAGAUUAUGGCACAAGCUUGUCAAGCACUAUGUGAAGACCAACUGUGUUAGAGCCAGUGGUGUACCAGGGAUUUAUUUAGCAAAUGCACAUGGAUCCUUGUUCAAAUUUGUUCAAAUCUGGCUGCGGAUGGUGGAAUAAAAUCCUGAGCUCCCUCAAGAAAGACUAGAACCGUGUGUGUUAUGGUUCUAUGGUAUGUCCUAGAGAUACUGUACUGCCUGGUGUUUGCAGCCAUGUAUCAUACUAUUUAUUGUUUGAGGAAACUGCUGUUGUUUUCUCUUUCAGGAUUUUCAUUUGGUCAGUAAUUUAUAUUGUAAUUUUUUGUAAAGAUGUUGAAUGUGAUCGGUCAUUUUUAGACAGUUUGAUACUUGUUUUGCUAAACUUGCAGCUUUAAUCUGAGUUCACUUUUUUCAAAACCAAAUUUCUAUGUUUGUAGAAAUUUUAGACAAAUGAAAUAAAAAAAUACAUUGAUCUCGUCUCUGUUUGGUUGUAAGUAUUUCGGUACUUCAGUGUUGUUUUUGUGCUUUCUGUGACUAUUUUCUGUUUCCUUGUUGGUUGACAAGAUGAAGUCAGAUGGUGGCAUGUUUCCAGCCUUUUUUUUUCUUCUAGACUAAUCCCACGCUUCACUCAGCAGCUUGUUGGACAUGGCCUACUUAUUCUGUCGUCUGUGGUGAUAUUCUGCUAUAAAGUGCGGAGGUGCGGAUGAGCCGCUUCCUGGGAAGUAAUCAAGAAUAUCAUCAGAAUGACAUCGUGCACAACUUUCAUACACAGUCUUGUUGAAAAUUGGUCAUGAAUAUAUUAAUAAUAAAGUAGAAACUAUAUACUGAAUAAUAUAGUGUUAGAUAAGUGAACAGCUUAUUAUGUUUAGUCAUACAGAGAGCCAUAUCUAAAUAGAGUUAUUGACCUAGCAGAGGAUGGGCUCGAUCCAGCAACCUCUGGGUUAGGGGUCCAGCACGCUGCCACUGUGCCACGCUACACACCACAUGAAUCUCUGAUGGGAGGAGAACCCACAGUCCCUGGUUUAGGAGCUGGUGCCUUACCCAUUACGCCAGCCGGUCUAUCAGAGCGCAAUCACAAAUGACACCAGUCAGCCUUCACACAGCAAGCGCAUGGCCUCAUAAUUCAGAAUAACUCAGGAUAUGCAUAUUGUGUUAAACUGGGAUUUGGGAAUUGCAGAGGCCUACUUCUUUAAUGGAUCUCACCAGCGAUGUCAGACAUUUGAUUGAAUUUAUGCCUGACUAUGCCGUACUGCGUUGAUGAUGUUCAUGUUCUUUCUGUCAGUUGUGCCCCAAAUUUGUCUAAUAUUUUAAUGCCUCUGAUUUGCUUCUUUUUUUUUUAAUGUGUGUAUAAAUUCUAUUUUUAAUUUCCUUUUAUUUCGUUUUUAGGAUUUUUCUGGAUGUGAAUACAUUUUCUAAUAUAUUUAGAAAAUACCUACUGCUGCAGUAGGUAUUUGUGUUAGGGGCAUUAAAGAGUUUUAUUUGGCUUAAGUUGUGACCUCAAGCUGAAUGCAUGUGGACCUUCUUUGUGUGAAAGGCAUUAAAUCUCACCAGGCUCAGCCUCUGGGUUAUGGACCCAGCACAUUUCUGCUGCACCACAGCUUAUACAG
Molecule: messenger RNA, 4918 nt
Organism: Hemibagrus wyckioides
Lineage: Eukaryota; Metazoa; Chordata; Actinopteri; Siluriformes; Bagridae
Gene: st8sia4
Product: ST8 alpha-N-acetyl-neuraminide alpha-2,8-sialyltransferase 4
Exons: 5
Coding region: 215-1312 (365 amino acids)
Biological process (GO): oligosaccharide metabolic process; N-glycan processing
Molecular function (GO): alpha-N-acetylneuraminate alpha-2,8-sialyltransferase activity
Source: RefSeq, a predicted model, not a curated record